This is a messenger RNA of Rhineura floridana, 4398 nucleotides long. Its product is annotated as GTPase IMAP family member 7-like. Gene Ontology annotation, molecular function: GTP binding. The record is from RefSeq and is a predicted model, not a curated record. The coding region runs from base 810 to 1541 and encodes 243 amino acids. The transcript is spliced from 3 exons. Lineage: Eukaryota; Metazoa; Chordata; Lepidosauria; Squamata; Rhineuridae.
ACUCUCUUUCGAAAAGGUAUCCAUCCCCGGCCCUGGAGAGCCCACCUCCCCAGGUCUCAGACCCUGGUCACAAGCACAGGCACGGACAGACGCCCCUUUCGAAGCCCGUAUUAUGGGAGCUGGAGACCCUUCUAAGUGAGCACCACAUCGCAAGAGAUCUUGGCCAGAAAGGCGAGGAAGCGGAGACAGGCCACAGCUCUGGGGCGGAGCAGCUGCCUGGCAUGCAGAAUGCCCCAAGUGCAGCCCCUGGCAUCUCCGCUAAGGGCUGAGGGAGACCUCUGGGUCUGCAGCCUUGUCAGUCAGUGCGGACAGGACCGAGCGAGACAGCCCAGUGCCCUGUCUCGGCCUCAAGGCAGCCAAGAGAGCAAACGGUACCUUCUCUCCGUGGCCUCCGGUGCUUGCAGAACUCAGCCGGUCGGACGGAGCUGCCCUCUGCGCCGCGUUUGGUGCUGCCCCUCUUUGCGGAUGGCUGACUCGGUCCUGAGAUCAAUCAAACGGGGAGGCCGAGCGCUCGCGCUCUCGCUCUCGCUCGCGCCCUUCUGAAAGUAUUUUUGGCGAGCAGCCAGAGCGCUUUCCGAGAAGUCUGGAGGGUUUCACUGCUUUGGUGCUGCAUUCCUCCCAAAUGAAACUGUGAUGGGAUUGGUGAGUUCAAGAGGAGCUGCAUUUGGUUUCCUGCUGCACUCGGAGAAGCAUCCAGAACUGCAGAAGGAGCCCCACCGAGUGACAGAAGGAGCCCCACACGCAGACAGGCUGCCCCAGAAAUCCUGAAAAUUGGCUUGUGAGUCGUGACUUAGUGGACUUGUCUGAAUAUGGCUGGGACCAGCAAAGAAACAGAACUAAGGAUCGUCCUUGUUGGUAAAACUGGAGCUGGCAAAAGUGCUACAGGAAACUCCAUCCUGGGGGACAAAAGAUUUGUGUCUGUCAUGUCACCUUCCUCAGUGACUGCAAAGUGUCAAAAAGAGGACACGGUCAUUGGGGGUAGGAAAGUCGUCGUUGUCGAUACUCCUGGGUUUUUCGACACUAAUGUUCCAGAAAGAGAGACCUGCAAAGAAAUUAAAACGUGUGUGAAGCACCUCUACCCAGGACCCCACGCCAUCAUACAAGUCGUUCAACUGAAUCGUUUCAGCAAGGAGGAGAAGGCUGUCGCCCAGUUAAUCCAAAAGAUUUUCAGCUUGAAAGCCAAGGCGUACAUGAUCAUCUUGUUCACCAGGAAAGAUGAUCUGGACGGCAUGCCUCUCAGAGAGUUCCUGCUGAAGGGAGAUGAGGAUCUCCAGAACCAGAUUGCUCAGUGCGGGGGGCGGUGCCUCGCUUUCAACAACAGGGCUAAAGGGCAGGAAAAUGAUGAUCAGGUUGCCGAACUGGUUGAAAUGGUUAAUCAGAUGGUCCAAAGGAACACAGCAGCCCCGAACUACACUGAGGACAUGCUCGAGAAGGACCAAGAAGAGUAUGAGAAGAUGAGGAGAGAAAUACGUGAGGAGAUGCGUGAGGAAUUGCUGAAGAACUACGUGGAUAGGGUCCGCUCACCAUGUAACAUACUCUAAUAAAGUAUAGCGAGGACCAUCCAAUUCAAUACCAAAACAUUUUGAAUAGCAGUGGGUUGGGCAAUGGAGUCUACCGUAACUGGAGACCUAAAGCAAAUGCUUGGCAGACAUAGGGCAGAACCAGCAAUGCAUGCAUGCACCUCUGAUGUCACUGUUGUUGCUAAAAACAGCCAUAGGGGUCAAUCUAGAUUGAAUGGCAGUUGGGGUGGUUUAACCCUCUUUUCCCCCUCCCCCAUCUAUACCUUCUGCAAAUCCCUCCCUCCCCGGCCAGUUAUUAAACGAGAAAACAUGCAUGCCCCCUGCUCCUGAUAUAACAGCAGCAGAGCACAUGGCUUGAAAUAUCCCCAUGUUGUAUGUGAUAAAAUGAUGCACUCAACCUGUCAGAGGCUUGAACUCCUAUGUGGGUGAAAAAACUUUUUGCUGGAAUUUGAGAGGUUGGGAUGCCUCAAAUUUCCCCAAAGCAAUAACAAUCUAACCCAGCUAGAGUGGCCCUUUUGCAGAGCAUACCUAGACAGAAUAAGGUUCUGGUUUUACUCUGUUUUUGUUAAAUAUUCUUUUAUUAGUGACAGGAUUUAUGAAAAUAGUAAGAAUGUCAAAGUCUAAAAACCCAUAGGCAUCUAUUUUAAAAAUGGAUUUUCAUCCAUUCCCCCUGUCUAUCCAUAUCCCAUCUUGUCUCAAUCACAGGCAAGCACACUCUCAAAAACCAGUGGAAAAGAUUGUCCUUUUCUCUCUUCCAGCAGCACCCCACUUAACUAUGUCUCACUUACUGACUCCAUUCAUUAUCAAAGGAAUGUUCUCUCCAAGGCUCGCUAGGUUUAAGUCAUACUAUAAAUUAUCUUUGAGGCCUCCAUGGAAAGUUUCCAAGGAAACAAUGCUCUGAUGAAGUUCACACUGUCUCGCUAUGUUUACAUGGAACAUAAACUGGCUCUAUCAACAACGUUCAAAAUCUAGGCAAUAUGGUUGCCCUUCUGCUUGCUUCCACAAGGUAUGGAUACACAAUGAUCAGUUUAGCCAGUUCAGCUCAGCUCUGUGGCAAACCAGUUUAACCUUGGACCUAAAGUGGGAACUCCACAAGCAUUGUCUCCUCUGUUCCCCUUCCUGUAGUUGUCAUCAUCCCAAAACAAACAGCAUAAAGUGUGAUGCCAGAUUUAUUGAGAGAGACAGGAGCAGGCAUCAUACUAUAAGUAGCAAUGCACAAACUUUAUCAGUAUGUGGGUUAGGAUUGCAACCACUCUCACUGCCUUGAUUUCACAGUUCAGUGUAAACUUAUCAUCCUAUAUCAUUUUCCUUGCUCAUAUACCAGAGAGGAGCAGUUUAGUUCUAAGUCAAGAAAACCGUUUUGGGGGAGGAGAGGAAUUUUAAAUUUAACGUUACUUUUAAUGUUAUGAUUUAGUGCACUGGGCAGUCAAAUCCAGAUGGUUCUUCCCACUUUGGCAAAGGGGCUAGGACUUUAACUGAGGAGCAGAGAUAAAAAUCCACAAAAGAGAUCACUUCUUUCCAUAUUAUUCUUCUUCUUUGUUAGAUUUAUAUCCUGCACUUCCUCCCAGUAGGAGCUCAGGGCAGUAUAUGAAAUGAACCAUAAUGAGUGAUGCAUUCCAUUGGUUUUUAACAAGCAAAACAGGAAGCAGAUUAAAGCUGAAAUCCUAACCUUACCUAUUUGGGAGUAAGCCUCACUGAAUUCAGUGGAAUUGACUUCUGAGUAGACAUGGUUAGGAUUAUAUAUUUUUAUGUUUGAUGUUUAUAUGCCUUUAUUUUGUAUGUCGCUCAGAGUGGCUGGGUUUCCAGCCAGAUGGGCGACUAAUAAAUUGAAUUAAUUAAAUAAAUAAAUAAAAUUUCAGCCUUAGUGCCUAUUGGUUGCUUUUGGCAACAAAAUUUCAGAAACAAGAAAUGGCUUCUGGAUGGUUGUUUUCUGUUUGCUUGCUUGCUUUUUGAUGCUUUAGCCUUAUAGCUGGUGCAAGUACAGUUUAACCACUGCAAGAAUACUUUGAUUUCUGCAAUGCUUUGGCUUAAAUUUUGUUAUUCAUAUUAAACACUCACUUUGCUUAUGAUACUGAUUUUUUCCUAAUAUAAAGAAGGUUUUAAGGACAGCGUUCCUCUGAGCACAGGAUGAGUGCCCUAUGAAGAAUCAAAGAAAAGGGCAAGAUGGAAUAGACAUCUGUGCUCUGCCACAAGACAAAAUAAUCCAUAUUUCACACAUAAUAUAAUAGUGAGUGAGGGACUACACAAAGAUUUAGAUUUUUCUUUACUGAAGUUUCAUUUAGAUAAACUUUGCUCCUGGAAAAGAGAGAAUGAGAGAGAGAGAGAGAGAGAGUGAGAGAGAGACACACACACAUACAUGUUUCUUAAUUGUUUUAUAUCCUUUGGUGUGUUUUCCCUCAGAAUGACCUUGUGAGAGAGACCACUUCUCUAUGAUUCCCAUUUUACAAAAGGGAAACUGAGACAGGAGAGGUACUUGUCCUAAAUCCUUCCCGCUGAGUGAGUUCUAAGUUUGUUUCAAUAAAUAAGGACUGUUUGGAUUUGUUGGGACUGCUAAAAUGACAUGCUUGCUUUAGAGGAUUAUAUCUCAAGGUCAAGCCCGACUUUGGGAUCCACUCACAUUAUCAAGAAGUCCAGCUUUUGUUGCAAGGAGUGGAUUUCAUAACUCUUUGGGGUUCCAUCCAGAACUGUAAGCCUGUUACUUCCCCAGACUGAUUUUCAAAUUUAUAAUUUUGAGAAAAUUAUUACUGAAAAUUCAACAAGAGCUAUUGUUACAUUAUUGUAUUAAUUGCUGUAUCCUUCUUCUUGCAUUGCAUUGAAAUUUCCUAAAUAGAAAGCAAUUAGUGAAUGUUGCUAAUAAAUAAAUAAAACUGAUCCGUGA